Colletotrichum orchidophilum is the source of this 1035-nucleotide messenger RNA. RefSeq names its product casein kinase II regulatory subunit. The record is from RefSeq and is a predicted model, not a curated record. The coding region runs from base 1 to 1035 and encodes 344 amino acids. Gene Ontology annotation, cellular component: cytoplasm; protein kinase CK2 complex. NCBI's taxonomy places the organism in Eukaryota, Fungi, Ascomycota, Sordariomycetes, Glomerellales, Glomerellaceae. Gene Ontology annotation, molecular function: protein kinase regulator activity. The transcript has 2 exons.
AUGUCCACCUCUUCGGGGGCCCCGGAGUCUUGGAUAUCUUCCUUCUGCUCUCUCCUCGGCCAUGAGUACUUUGCUGAGGUUUCCGAGGAGUUCAUCGAGGACGACUUCAAUCUCACUGGCCUGCAGAACCAGGUCGCGAUGUACAAGGAGGCACUCGAGAUGAUCCUUGAUGUGGAGCCUGAGGAGGAUGAGGAUGAAGAGGAGGACGAAGACGAGGACGAAGACGAGAACGAUUCGGGAGAUCAGGAUCGACUUGGCCCCAGACACGACCGAAGACAGCAUAGCCGCAUGGCCAGCGACCUCAGCGUCAUCGAGUCAUCGUCCGAGAUGCUUUACGGCUUGAUCCACCAGCGAUUCAUCUGCUCAAGGGCAGGUAUCCAACAGAUGAGCGAGAAGUACGAAUUAGGCCAUUUCGGCUGCUGCCCUCGCACCAACUGCGACCAAGCGAGAACACUCCCAGUCGGUCUCUCUGAUAUCCCCGGCGAAGACACCGUGAAAUUGUUCUGCCCCUCCUGCCUCGACGUCUACGUUCCUCCCAACAGCCGUUUCCAAACGGUCGACGGUGCCUUCUUUGGCCGUACCUUCGGUGCCCUCUUUCUCCUCACAUUCCCAGAAUACGAUCUCACCAAGCGUGGGGCGGAGGUCCUCAGCAGUGGCGGCGCACGCAUCAACGAUGAAUCUCUCGAAAUGACCAACGGCAUGUAUGCCAAGAACAUUGCACCUGGCUUGGGUGCCGGACGCAUAUAUGAGCCCCGUAUUUACGGUUUCCGCGUUUCGGAGAUUGCUAAGUCGGGCCCUAGAAUGCAGUGGUUGAGGGACAGGCCGGAGAGCAUGACUGAGCUGGACGAGGCGCGACUGUAUGCGGACGAGCACCCCGAUUCGGACGAGGAUGAUGAGAACAUGAACGGUAAUAGACGGCCUACACCCCGUCGCCGUGCCCCGCCGGGUAACUCGCGCCUCCGUGCAACGCAACGACAGGCGCAGAACGGCAGCCCCAUGGCCGUUGAGACGAACGGUGCGGAGUCGGAGCUCUAA